This is a messenger RNA of Musca domestica (house fly), 1864 nucleotides long. RefSeq lists its product as uncharacterized. The transcript has 4 exons. Gene Ontology annotation, cellular component: extracellular region. NCBI's taxonomy places the organism in Eukaryota, Metazoa, Arthropoda, Insecta, Diptera, Muscidae. The record is from RefSeq and is a predicted model, not a curated record. Gene Ontology annotation, molecular function: chitin binding. Bases 150 to 1391 code for a protein of 413 amino acids.
UUUUAAACGAAAAAUCGAAAAAAAAUUGAAAACGAAAUAAACUAAAAAAUUGAAAAAAAAACUAAAAGUGAAAAAAGUUGGAAAUAUUCAAACGAGCCACAAAAAGGAUUACCAGAACUUUAAGUGGAUAACAAAUACCAAGAAUCAAAAUGAACUUGUAUUUCUUGCUGCUAGUCUCCCUCCUGUCCUGUCUGAUCGGUUACAGUCAAACAGCGGCCACCGAUAGUUUAACAGCCUCCGCAACCACGGCCAAGCCUCAGGGCUUUCAAUCACGUUCCAUAGAGGCCAACGAUGAUGAUCUCUUCGAGACACAGGCCCAAACACAUUUAGGUUAUAGACAACACCAACAGCAGCAACAACAACCGCUCUAUGAUUAUUCCCAAUCGGAAGAGGAUCAAGAGGAGCCACCACGUCCCGUCUAUCAAACACGUAAACAACAACAGCAACAAUAUCAGGGUGGCAAAGGAUCGAAGAAACAAUCAAGCGAAGAAGAAGUCGAGGAGGAAGAAGAGGAACCAGAUCGUCUGUCACUAUUGUUGGCCCAAUCGAAAUUCAAUUGCAAUGGAAAGACAACAGGUUACUACGCCGAUGACACACUCAACUGCGAAGUAUUCCAUUAUUGUCAGGAAAAUCAACGCCACUCCUGGAUCUGUCCCGAAGGUUUUACAUUCCAUCAAAUCCAUUUGAUUUGCAUGCCUCCCUCCAACGACAACUCAUGCCAACAAUCUUCGAAAUAUCACAUUGUCAAUGAGUAUCUUUACAAGCCAGUCAAUCUCCAAGAACAUCAAAGUAAACCCAAUGUAACUCUACGCUAUUCGGAACGUUAUUAUCCCGAGAAUUUCUAUGAUCAAGAUCGUGAUCGUUAUGAUGAAGAGGAUGAUGCUCCCAGACAACGUGUCCAACAUCAUAGACAACCUCUUCAAGUCGGCUUCCAUCACCAACAACAACCCCAACAACAACAGCAGCAACAACAUCACACCCAACCGCAAUACCAAAGACCCCAAACAUCUGUGGCUCCUCUGCAACAGCCUAUUCGCCAUCAGCCCGUACAUCAGCAACAGCAACAACAACAGCAACAAUACUCUCAGCCACAGCAAACCACGAUUUAUCGCAAACCCUUGCCAGUGACCACAAUUCAACCCCAAAUUCAACCUCAGAUUCAACAAAUUCGUUCGCAACCUCCAACACCGACCGCAACUCCAUCACCCUAUCGAUUCUUUACGGCCACACCACAAUUGCACCAUUUGCAACAGCAACAACCUCAACACCAGCAAGUCUAUAGAACUCCCGAAGAAAUCAAUAUUUCACUGCAACAGCGACGUCCCCAGAUCUUCAUAGCCAGUACUACACCGCGCUAUUAUGAGGAUGAAUAUUUGUAUGAAAGAAAGUAAGACCUGAUCGCGGUCUUGGCCUUUCAUCCAUUUAUUCUCAUCCUGAGCUUCCUCAAAUGUUUGGAUCAAAACAAAAAGAAUUUUUGCCAAUAAUCACAUCCUUCACAUGUUUGGCCUCUUGGCACAGUAUUGAAUAUAUUCUAUUUUCACCCAAUUCACCUCUUGUCCCACAUUUUGUCAAUAUACAAUACCACCCACAUACCUACAUACAUUUAUUUAAUUUGUAUUUUAUAUCCAUUUUAUAAUUUUAUUGCUUUAUAUCGCUCUACUACUACUACAACAACAACAAGAACUUUUUCUAGUUAUUUUAAGUUUAAUUUAAUUUUAUUAAGUUUUUUUUUUCUUUUUUUUCACGAAAUAAAGAAGAAAUACUGCGAAUAGUCCCAUAUAUAGAAAGCAAAAUACUCCUUAUUACAAAAAUGAAAAAAACCAGCAACAACAACAAAUGAGAUUUAUUUUGAAUAUAAGUUUUU